This is a messenger RNA of Dendrobium catenatum, 1199 nucleotides long. RefSeq names its product mitoferrin-1. NCBI's taxonomy places the organism in Eukaryota, Viridiplantae, Streptophyta, Magnoliopsida, Asparagales, Orchidaceae. The transcript is spliced from 2 exons. The record is from RefSeq and is a predicted model, not a curated record. Gene Ontology annotation, cellular component: mitochondrial membrane. The coding region runs from base 393 to 1184 and encodes 263 amino acids. Gene Ontology annotation, molecular function: ferrous iron transmembrane transporter activity. Gene Ontology annotation, biological process: iron import into the mitochondrion.
CUUCUUCCCCAAAGUUCAAAGGCGGCAACUUUCUCUCCCUAUAUCCACACGUUCACCCUAUAUUGCCUCGAAGGGCAGAACUGAAAAUUCUCAGCCGAGAUCGGAAGGCGAAGAAAAAACAAGAAGAAUCAAACGAGUGACCGCGGAUAGGAAUCAGUCGAAAGAAGGAAAGAUCCAGCCACCAUGAUCGCUAUCACUCCAAGCCACUCCCAUUCCCUCCGUCCUUCGAGAUACCGCACUCCUUUUAUCUGCUGUGACCUCUUGAUCGCCCCCCAGGGUAAUUGAUUGCAUGGCGACAAUCCCUUCCUUCUCCAUCACAAGAAAGCGAUCUUACUUCCCUAUUUAUCCCUUAUUCCAUCUCGCCUUCAUUCCUAACCCUAAUAGCAAUCUUCAUGGCCGACGUUUCCCCCAAGUUCCAUCGUCCGGACCUCCUCCCUGCGGCCGGUUACGCCGAGGCUGAGCUUAGCGUUUCGCAUGACGGCAUCGAAUUCUGGCAGUUUAUGGUUGCUGGAUCUAUUGCCGGCGUUAUCGAGCACACCUCCAUGUUCCCCGUUGACACCCUCAAAACUAGGAUGCAGGCCCAAUCCACCCCUUGCCACUCUGUCCCCGCCGGUCUCCGCCAUGCCUUCACCUCUAUCCUCCGACUCGAGGGCCCUCUGGGCCUUUACCGUGGUAUCGGCGCGAUGAGUCUCGGCGCCGGUCCCGCCCAUGCAGUUUACUUCUCCGUGUACGAGAAGGCGAAGGAGUACCUUUCUCGAGGAAACCCUAAUAAUCCCGCUGCCCAUGCCGCGUCCGGCGUGGUGGCGACUGUAGCCAGCGACGCUGUGUUGACGCCAAUGGAUACUGUGAAGCAGAGGCUGCAGCUGAGGAGCAGUCCUUACAAGGGUGUGGCCGACUGUGCGGCGAGGGUGUUCAGGGAGGAGGGUUUGAGGGCGUUCUAUGCGUCAUAUAGGACGACGGUGGUAAUGAAUGCGCCGUUCACGGCUGUGCACUUUGCGACCUAUGAGGCUUCGAAGAGGGCUUUGAUGGAGGUUUCCCCGGAUAAUGCUAGUGAUGAGAGAUUGGUUGUGCACGCUACCGCCGGAGCAGCGGCUGGGGCAUUAGCGGCUUUGGUGACCACACCGCUUGAUGUGGUCAAAACACAAUUACAGUGCCAGGGUGUUUUUAGUGUCAUGGGCCUAUGAGAGUACUGAGCAAUA